Molecule: messenger RNA, 3832 nt
Organism: Rhea pennata
Lineage: Eukaryota; Metazoa; Chordata; Aves; Rheiformes; Rheidae
Product: tensin-2-like
Exons: 27
Coding region: 29-3673 (1214 amino acids)
Biological process (GO): peptidyl-tyrosine dephosphorylation
Cellular component (GO): focal adhesion
Molecular function (GO): protein binding; protein tyrosine phosphatase activity
Source: RefSeq, a predicted model, not a curated record
GGCGGCAGCGGCUGCGGUGGGAGAACCCAUGGGCCAGGGAGGAGGCGCCCGGUGCUGGGCACGGCCCUGCUGCGCUCUGCCCCCCGGGAGCCGGGGCGCGGGGGGCUCGCCGCGGCCCCCCCAGCCCGGGAAGGCGCCGGAGCCGCACAGCUUCAGGGAGAAGGUGUUCAGGAGGAAGAAGGCGGCGUGUGCCGCCUGCAAGGAGGCCGUCGAGGCGCAGGGCCUGCUCUGCAGAGUGUGCAAGAUCGCCAGCCACAAGCGAUGUGAGGCCAAGGUGACGUCACCGUGCCAGGUGCUGCCCCUCCCGGAGCUGAGGAGGAACACGGCCCCGGUGCGGCGCAGCGAGAACCUGGGCUCCACCAAGUCCCUCAACUCCACCAGGCAGCGCAGCACCCUGCCCAGGACCUGCAGCCUGGAGCGGGUGCUGGAGCGCAGGUUCGAGUUCGAGCUCACGUACGUGACGGAGCGCAUCCUGUGCGUGGUGUUCCCGGGGGCGCUGGAGGAGGGCCGCUACCGCGGGCUGCUCCGCGAGCUCGCCCACAUGCUCACCUCCAGGCACCGCGACGCGUACACGCUCUUCAACCUGUCGGAGAAGCGCCGCGACAUCGCCCGCCUGAACCCCAAGGUGCAGGAGUUCGGCUGGCCGGACCUGCACGCGCCGCCGCUGGACAAGCUCUGCUCCGUGUGCAAGGCCCUGGAGGGCUGGCUGCGGGCGCAGCCCCAGCACGUCGCCGUGCUGCACUGCAAGGGUGACAAGGGCAAGACGGGUGUCAUCGUGGCCGCCUACAUGCACUACAGCAAGAUCUCAGCCAGCGCCGACCAGGCCCUGGGCACCCUGACGAUGCGCAAGUUCUGCGAGGAGAAGGUGGCAGCGGCGCUGCAGCCCUCGCAGAGGAGGUACAUCAACUACUUCGGCGGGCUGCUCUCGGGGAGCAUCAAGAUGAACAGCAGCACCUUGUUCCUGCACCACGUCCUGGUGCCCGUCCUGCCCGCCUUCGAGCCCGGCGCCGGCUACCAGCCCUUCCUGAAGAUCUACCAGUCCAUGCAGCUCGUCUACACGUCGGGCGUCUACAGCACCUCCGGCGCCGGCACCCAGAGCCUCUGCAUCACCCUGGAGCCCGCCCUGCUGCUGAAGGGGGACGUGAUGGUGAAAUGCUACCACAAGCAGAGCCGCGGCCCCGACCGCGAUGUGGUUUUCCGGGUCCAGUUCCACACCUGCACCAUCCACGGCUCCCAGCUCUGGUUCGGCAAGGACGAGCUCGACGAGGCCUGGCAAGACGAGCGCUUCCCCUUCGACGCCGCCGUGGAGUUCGUCUUCUCCUCCGGCCCCGAGAAGAUCAGAGGCUGGGACGCCGUCCGCAACAGCCCGGCCGUCACCGUCGACUACGGCAUCUCGGACCCGGCCGUGCGCUGGGACUCCUACGAGGGCUUCAACGUGCGCCACGAGGACAGCCUGGAAGAGCUCUCGCACACCCGGGGGCCGCUGGACGGCAGCCCCUACGCCCGGGUGCAGAAGAAACGGGCGCCCGGUCCGUGGGGGGCCGCCGCCGCCGCCGCCCCCGCCCCGAGCCCGGCGCCCGGCAGCGGCCCCCCGGCGCCCGCCGAGCCGAGCCGCCCGCCGCCCACCGCCGCCGAGCGCCGCGACCUGGAGCUUUUGCUGGGCGGCUUCGGCGAGCCGCCCGCGCCCGAGGCCGGGCCCCCCGCGGGCUCCCCCGCCGCGGCGCCCCGCUGCUCCUGCCGCCCGGGCUACCUGCCCGCCGGCGCCGCUAGCCCCGAGGGCUCACGGCGGCGGCGCGCCGACGGCACCCUGGAGCGCCGGCGGCCCGGCGCGGGGUGCCCGGGCGGCGGCGAGAAGCGGCGGGCGCAGCGCUCGCUCUCGGAGGGUUUGCAGCCCCGCGGCACCGGGCGGGAAGCUCCGGGCUACCGGGCGCAGCCGGGUGGCUACCGGGAGGCGCCGGCGCUGGAGGAGCUGGCGCCGCUGUGCCCGUGCCGGGAUUGCCGGGGCCGCGGCGAGGAGCUGGCGGCCGCCGCCGCCGCCUUCUACGGGCUGCGGCUCGAGUGGGGCGCCGAGGGCCGGGGGGCCGGUGGCCACCCGGCGCCGCUGGCCCCCGGCGAGGGGCUCGACGGCACCGUGUGCCCCCGCUGCGGCCGGCCCGGCCCCUCCGAGCGCUCCGGCGAGCUCGGUGGCUACGAGGCCCUCGGCUUGGAGGCCCGCGAGGGCUACCGCAUCCCCGGGCGGCCGGACCCCCACGCACCCAGCGAGCGGCGGAGCCCAGGCGAGGGGGGCCCGUGGCGCGAGACCCCCGACAGCCCCAGCUCGCCGCAGGGGGCUGGCGGGUGCCCCGAGGUGCCGGAGCCCCCAGGCUGCGGGACCCCCGGCCCCCCGUCACCUGCAGAGGCGGCGGCGGGGGCCACCGCAUCCCCGACACCCGCCUUCCCCCUGGCCACGGCGUACUACGAGCCGCCGGCCCCGCGGCCCCCCCUGCCCGAGAAGCGGCACCUCUGCGAGCGCCCUUCGCCCCCCGAGCGCGGCCCCUUCGCCCCCGAGCUGGCACCCAGCGGCUCCGGGGGGGGCCGGGGGCCGCCCGAGCCCCGGCCGGAGGCGCCCGGGACCGUCAAGUUUGUGCAGGACACGUCCAAGUUCUGGUACAAACCCGGCCUCUCGCGGGACCAAGCUGUCGCCCUGCUCAAGGCCAAGGAGCCGGGCUCCUUCCUCAUCCGCGACAGCAAUUCCUUCCAGGGCGCCUACGGGCUGGCGCUCAAGGUGGCCGCGCCGCCCCCCAACUGCGUCACCCACAGCAAGGGAGACCCCCAGGAGCAGCUGGUCCGACACUUCCUCAUCGAGACGGGGCCGCGGGGCGUGAAGAUCAAGGGGUGCCAGAACGAGCCCCACUUCGGGAGCCUGCCUGCCCUGGUGCUGCAGCACUCCAUCACCCCCCUCUCCCUGCCCUGCGCCCUCCGCAUCCCCAGCAAAGACCCGCUGGAGGAGAGCCCGGAGGUGCCUGUGCCCCCCAACAUGAGCACAGCCGCCGAGCUGCUGCGCCAGGGCGCUGCCUGCAGCGUGCUGUACCUGAGCUCGGUGGAGACGGAGUCGCUGACGGGGCCCCAGGCCGUGGCCAAGGCCGCCGGCGCCGUCCUGGCCUCCCGCCCGCGCCCGCCCGCCUGCACCGUCCACUUCAAGGUGGCCGCGCAGGGCAUCACCCUCACCGACAGCCAGCGCAAGCUCUUCUUCCGGCGGCACUACCCCGUCGGCAACGUCACCUACUGCAGCACGGACCCGAGGACCGCAGGUGGGCGAACCCAGACGGCACCACGUCCAAGAUUUUCGGCUUCGUGGCCAAGAAGCCGGGCGGCCCGUGCGCGAACGCCUGCCACCUCUUCGCCGAGCUCGACCCCGAGCAGCCGGCCUCGGCCAUCGUCAGCUUCAUCACCAAGGUCAUGCUGGGCACCCACCGCAAGUGAGGGGGCCCCGGUGCCACCCCCCACCCCUCGUCGUCCCCCCCCCCGCCCCGGGCGACGGAGGCAGCGUGCAGAGGGACCACCAGGAAUUUGGGCGCAGGGUUUUUUUUUUUUUUGGGGGGGGGCACACAGGGCUGCCAGGACGCCUGGGCUCCCCGAGGAAGGGCCGGGCGCCAGUGCCCGCCUGCCCCCCCCCCAGUCGCCCCCUUACUAAGGGGGAGGGCAGUGCCCAAGGCCAGCCCCCCCCCCCGCAAUGCCGAGGUCGGGCAUCACCUGCCCGCCGGGCGCUAAUACAGCAGAGAGUCUCUAUUUUUGUCUAAGAAAGGAUUUAUAUGAGCUUUAGUCAGACGUCUCUAAUAUAUAUAUACGUGUA